CUGUGGAGUGACAAGCUCUGCCCAGCUUAGCAACAGCACCGCGUCCUUAGUAACAGAAGAUUUGUUAUCCCAGUGGAGUAUGAAAAGCUGUUCGCUCGUCCUGAUGUGCCUGCAAUUAUAGCUGGAUACCUUUUGCCUCUACAUUUAGAGAAAGGCAAAUCAGCACAAAGUACUCAAGAGAGGAAAGUGACCCUCUGUAGAAAGGCCAAUGGCUUCAAUCAAAAACAUCCCUUAUGGAAUGAAUGCAAAUUAUGAGACUGUCAUAAAGAUCAUUGGGAGCAAAUAUGUUAGAUAUCUUGUAGAAAAACCUGAUAGCAAAGCAAAAGAUGGUAUUAAAGCUGAAACUCAAUCCGUGUUCAGAACAUUAUCACCAGAUCAUACAAGACAGAAACAUGGAAACCCUCCAGGUCUCAAUAAGCCUCCCUGUCAAGGGCUAAAUGACGAACAAAAGCACAAAGGUGAAAAGGAAGAACACAAGUCUCAACAAGCAAAAACACACAAUGGCCAAUUUAUGGAUACCAAAGGCUUAAAGCUUCCAAAUACACAUUGUGUCUCUGUUCCCUGUGGGGAUAAGUCUUCGUCCUACAUGCACACCCUUCAAAGGCCAUCUAUUGGAGACCAGACUUUAAGGCAACAUGAAAGCCAACAGGACGCCAUUCACAAACCAAUUGAGACAUAUGAAGAAAAUGAUUCUCUUCUGACAUUCCUCAGAAAGGAACUGGGACCAUAUUCUUUGAGGCUGACUACACUAGAAGAACUACAGGAAGCCUGUAAGGUUUUGGAUCCCAGAGUUUCAGGGCUGCUUCCUCAGACACAGCUGAGUCACCUUCUUCUAAAGCAUGAAAUCCCUCUGCAAUUACCAACAGUCAAACUCCUUUUCAAGACAUUUGCCACUGCAAAUGAACAAGAACUGGUGAAUUACGAAAAACUGGUCCAUUGUUUAACACUAGUGGCAGCAAGUAAAAUGCAACAUUCACAAGUCCUUGCAGAGAAGAGUCAAAAUUCAAAGAAUCACAGCGAAAGUUCUUGGACUCCAGAAUAUGUAUUCCAGGUCUUAAAGCAAAUACUGAAGGAGCAGAAGGAAGAACUUGACCUAGGAAAACUAAGUCUGAGUUUUCUGCAACAAGACGAAAGUUGCUCAGGUCUUUUUUCACAGUCUGAGACAAGGCUGAUUUGCAAAAAGCAUAAACUAACUCUGCCUCCUGGGAUUCUGGAAGCUUUGGUUAGCACCUAUGACAUUGGAAGAAGGGGCAGAAUACGAUGGAAAACAUUUGUGGAAUUUCUGAAGGAAGUUCAGGAUGGGAUAGAUCCUUCCAUGCUUGUUUACAGAAGAGGAAGAAAGGAAAAAAACAAAGAUGACCUUCAGAUGGAUAAAGGAGAGCAUAACCUUCUGACAGCUAAGUCUUGGAAGCAAGAAAAGUCUGGUGCACUUGAUUCUAGUGAUUCUGAGGAACACGAUGCCUGGAUAGACCGGUUCAGAAAACUGGAGAAAGCUCUUUAUUUGUCUGAUGUCAAAAACACAGGAAAGUUGAACAGGGAAAAAGCCAAACGCUUGAUCCAUAACUACAACCAAAUUUAUGAUCUGAGCCUCAGUCCACUGAAAAUUGAUAAAGCCUUUCAACAUUCCCGUCCGGGUCAAGACAUGCCUUUGGAACCUCUGCUGCAUUACUUAAAAGAACUGUAACCUGUACUUGUAACACAGUACUCAUGAGUGUAUUUGUCUUUUAUAUUAUGCUGUUCACUCAUUGACAUCCUGAAUGAUUCAGUAUCUGUAAAGCUUUCAUUGUUUGUUAAUUCUUUAUCAUGCACAUGCAUCCUUAUUGCAUUUUCUGAGAGAUUUCUAAUAAAGUUUUGGAUUUGAAAUUA
Molecule: messenger RNA, 1866 nt
Organism: Eublepharis macularius
Lineage: Eukaryota; Metazoa; Chordata; Lepidosauria; Squamata; Eublepharidae
Gene: C5H1orf87
Product: chromosome 5 C1orf87 homolog
Exons: 12
Coding region: 209-1684 (491 amino acids)
Source: RefSeq, a predicted model, not a curated record